AUGAGCGCUGCCGCCGCCAAGCCGAUACUUUACAGCUAUUUCCGAAGUUCCUGUUCUUGGAGAGUGCGAAUUGCACUGGCUCUGAAAGGAAUUUCCUAUGACCUGGUCCCAGUGAACCUCAUUAAGGAUGGAGGACAGCAGUUUUCUGCUGAAUUCAAAGCACUGAAUCCAAUGCAGCAAGUCCCAGCCUUGAAAAUUGAUGGCAUUACCAUUUCUCAAUCACUAGCUAUAAUUAAUUACCUGGAAGAGACACAUCCUAACCCCAGGCUCCUGCCCCAAGAUCCAAAGAAGAGAGCCCAAGUCAGAAUGAUCGCUGAUCACAUUGUCUCUGGCAUUCAACCACUCCAGAACCUGAGUGUCCUGAAACAAAUGGGGGAGAAAAAAAUGGAAUGGGCUCAGAACUGUAUCACAUCUGGCUUUCAAGCACUGGAGCAAAUUCUGCAGCACACUGCUGGAUGCUACUGUGUUGGGGAUGAAGUUUCCAUGGCUGAUCUGUGUUUAGUGCCUCAAGUUGCCAAUGCUGAAAGAUUCAAAGUGGACAUGGGUCCAUAUCCCACAAUAACCAGAAUAAAUAAAGCCCUCUUGGAGUUAGAGGCCUUCAAAAUAAGCCACCCUUCUCGGCAGCCAGAUACUCCUGCAGAGCUGCGAGCUUGAAGCCUUUCUACUCAUUAAAUCUAGAAAGCUGGCAUGAUG
Molecule: messenger RNA, 693 nt
Organism: Cinclus cinclus
Lineage: Eukaryota; Metazoa; Chordata; Aves; Passeriformes; Cinclidae
Gene: GSTZ1
Product: glutathione S-transferase zeta 1
Exons: 9
Coding region: 1-654 (217 amino acids)
Biological process (GO): L-phenylalanine catabolic process; glutathione metabolic process
Cellular component (GO): mitochondrion; cytoplasm
Molecular function (GO): glutathione transferase activity; maleylacetoacetate isomerase activity
Source: RefSeq, a predicted model, not a curated record